UUAAAGUUUGUGAUUUUGGCUUUUUGUAUUGGGUCACAAAGCAGUCUUUCAUACACGAGUGCUUUUCUUAGCGGCUUUCUCCUCCUACUUAUUCAUUGUGAGCACGAAUCAGGACAAGCAAGAAACCUGAUCCACAAACUAGCAAAGUCCCCUCCCUUUGCUCUUCCUUCUCUCACCCACAAUACCACACAGCAAAACACAACCACUGCUGUAUUCACAGCUGCGUGAAAGCUUGUGGUUAAAAUGAUCUUCAGCUCAACUGAAGGUGGAUUUUGUUGCUGUCUUUGAUUUUUUUUUGUUUUGGCAAACUUUGAAUACAUGCCUUGGAUUUAUUUUUUGGGAAAAUGCAGACACAGCUCGUUGGUGUGUGUUUGGCAAUCAUCGGCUUUCUUGGCACCAUCCUUAUCUGCGCACUGCCUAUGUGGAAGGUGACAGCCUUUGUUGGGGCAAACAUCAUCACCUCUCAGGUUUUCUGGGAAGGUUUAUGGAUGAAUUGUGUAAUCCAGAGUACGGGUCAUUCGCAGUGUAAGGCCUACGACUCCAUUCUGGCUUUACCACAGGAUCUGCAGGCUUCCAGGGCUCUGAUCUGCGUUUCCAUCGCUGUCAGCGUGGUGGCCCUAGGGCUCACUGUGGUCGGGGCCCGCUGCACCAACUUCUUGCGAGGCGACUGGCUGACCAAAGCUAAUAUUGGCCUGGCUGGAGGUUUGGUGUUUGUUUUAGCAGGACUCCUGUGCAUUAUUCCUGUCAGCUUGUCGGCGUACAGCAUCAUCACAGGCUUCUACAACCCCCUGGCCACCUCUGAGAGGAGGGGAGAGCUAGGGGCUUCCAUCUAUGUGGGCUGGGCGUCUGGAGCUUUGCUCAUCAUUGGAGGAGGGGUGUUGGGUAGCACCUACCGAUGCUGAGGAGGAGUAGGAAACAAGACACGUCGAUGCCAUGCGACCAUUUGAAAAUGAGCAGUAAUGUGUUUACUGUGAUGGACUUUGAUUAUAGCUUCUCUUUCAACAUUUAUUUUAACCUUAGUUAAAUGCACUAUAUUGACAUUUUGCAACUACAGUUAUCCAUGUAAAAUAUGAAAAAGUGUAGCACAGUGUACAGUAAAUUGAAGGACCAGGACAUGCAGCUUUUUUAAAGUGAAGAAUGAUACAAUGAUAUGAAUGUCUGGUUGAACCAAUAGUUGUUAAAUGUGAUAUGUUAGGAUGUUAUUUGAGAAAAAGAGAUCUUAGUAUAUGUGAAUGUUGUAGUAUGUGCAGAGCACAUUAUGAAUGCUGCAAGAAUAAUCAAUUUAAAGGCCUUUAAAGACACAAGACUGUCAUGUUUCUUAAUAAUAUUAAACUUUAUUUUUUUAAAUGCCAGCGAAAUGUGAAUCUGUUUGCAGCAAUACAGUUUUACUUGUUUCAGGAAUUUUAAGAACCAACUUUCAGGUGCUUGAAACAGUUAUAAAGGUAAAUAAAUCAGCUAAAUAAAAAGUAAUUAAUCUUUUAUCACACAAGAGUUGUGAAAUAAGUUAAGUUGAACAGUAUGUUUGCUGUUGUUGGACACACUUUUCCAUCUGGCCAAA
Molecule: messenger RNA, 1558 nt
Organism: Anoplopoma fimbria (sablefish)
Lineage: Eukaryota; Metazoa; Chordata; Actinopteri; Perciformes; Anoplopomatidae
Product: claudin-4-like
Exons: 1
Coding region: 345-902 (185 amino acids)
Biological process (GO): cell adhesion; bicellular tight junction assembly
Cellular component (GO): bicellular tight junction; plasma membrane
Molecular function (GO): structural molecule activity
Source: RefSeq, a predicted model, not a curated record